Messenger RNA from Camelina sativa (false flax), 450 nucleotides. The record is from RefSeq and is a predicted model, not a curated record. NCBI's taxonomy places the organism in Eukaryota, Viridiplantae, Streptophyta, Magnoliopsida, Brassicales, Brassicaceae.
AUGGAUACUUGGAAUGAUAAAAAAGACUCGAUGGAUCCGAAUAACGGCAACAAGUAUGAGCUUAGGUCACAAAGUAAUCAUAUUCGUAAGUUGCUAAAGAUGUGCUUCCAAAAUACCUUGGCGAAGAAAGUGGAUGAUUCUAAUGACGCUGACUCGGAUGAUAUCGACUCUGAUGAUUCCGAAAAUGAAGACGAUGAUGGAAACAGUUCUGAUGAGGAUUAUUGUGAAGGAGAAGAAGAUACAGAAGAUGAGAACUUUUAUGAAAUAGUGUAUGUAGACGAAGCAGAUAGUGAAGGCGAUGAUGAGGAGUACACUGAUGAUAAUGAAGAUGAUGAAUAUGAGGAGGACAUUGAUAAUAUUGAAGCUGCUGAGACUGAAGAAGAAGUUUGUGAGAAGCAAGUUACUUCUCCGAAAGGGAACGAAACACAAGAGUACUCCAUGUACCAUUGA